Molecule: messenger RNA, 1503 nt
Organism: Hypoxylon trugodes
Lineage: Eukaryota; Fungi; Ascomycota; Sordariomycetes; Xylariales; Hypoxylaceae
Product: putative cytochrome P450
Exons: 4
Coding region: 1-1503 (500 amino acids)
Molecular function (GO): heme binding; iron ion binding; oxidoreductase activity, acting on paired donors, with incorporation or reduction of molecular oxygen
Source: RefSeq, a predicted model, not a curated record
AUGGAUAACAGCAAUUACUGGGCACUUCCGCUCAUCAUUUUCUUUGUUUAUUGUGUGUAUGACGGCUUAGCGACAAGAAAGGCGAUCGGAAAGCACUCCAAUAUACCUUUUGUAGGCAGCCCCUUUACGGCAACGCCACGGUUUGUUCUAAACCUCCUGUUCGCCGUUAAGGCCACGGAUAUUGUUGGAUGGGGCUAUCGAAAGUUCAAAAACGGAUGUUUCCAACUUAUACGAAGUAAUGGAUGUGUUUUGUUUCUUCCAUUAUCGGUCCUUGAGGAGCUUUCAAACCUGCCUGCUACAGUGGCUAGCCCCAAUACUGCCUUAGAAAACGACCUACUUGGACAUUACACAGGACUGAGCCUCAUUCUAGAAAGUAGAGCUCAUCACUCUAUCGUUCAAAGGAGGGUAACGCCGCGUCUUGGCCUGAUGACACCUCGCCUCGAGGCAGAAAUACAUUCUGCAUGUAGCGAAUCUUUCCCCAACUCCCAGGAAUGGGUCGAGUUCCAGCCUUACAAGACAUUAGCUAAAGUGUCGGCGAGAAUUUCUGCACAGGCCAUUGUAACACCCGAGUUUGCCCAUGACCCCAAGUGGUUGGAGAUUUCCGUUGAGUAUACUGAAAACUUAUUCAAAACUAUUGUUAUCACACGGCUCUUUCCUUCGUGGAUGUACUCGUUCAUCUGCCGUGUUCUACCAUCCUUUUGGGCGGGUCGAACAUAUUUGCGAGAAGCCAAGAAACUCCUAGGCCCUAGAAUCGAGGAGUUGCUCCGGAUAAGCGAUGAGGGAACCUGGAAACCAGAGUCCAAUGAAUCUGACUCGAAUGUUCUCAACUGGCUUGUAGACACUGUAAAGGGGCGCGACCGCAAUGCGGACACUCUGGCCCACGUAGAGGUGCUACUCGCCCUUGCUUCUGUCCACACCACCCUUUUGAGGAUGGUUAACGUCUUAUACGAUAUAACAGCAUCAGGACUCGCCACAGAGCUUCGAUUAGAAAUUGAGGAAGUUGCCAAUCGUUCUAGAGUCUGGGAUAAAUCAUCUUACGACAGUCUCUAUAAGCUUGAUAGCCGUAUGUUCAACGAAGACUACACGUUUCAAAAUGGCUUGCAUGUUCCUAAGGGUACGUAUACGGCGAUGCCAAUCUACGCUAUCGAGAACGAUACUGCCCAUACCCCCAAUCCUGAUAAAUUUGAUGGGCUUCGAAAUUAUCGUCUCAUUAUGGAAAAUCAGGCCUCUGACAAGGCCGACGACGAGGGAAGAAGAUUUUUCUUCUCGACACCCGGCCGGACUGUUCUUAAUUUUGGGUACGGACGACACGCGUGCCCGGGGCGUCACUUCGCGAGCCUCGUACUGAAAAUCCUAUUUACUAAAUUCUUGACCGAAUAUGAAUUCAAGUUUUUACCUGGAGCUGGGAGACCUAAGAAUUUAUUGGCACACGAAUUCCUUUUCACGGCUCCAUGGCAGCGCAUGCUCAUUAGGAAGAAGGAGAAAGGAACUUGCCCCUUUUAA